AUGGAUUUGAUAGCUUGUAUGCAGUUCAUCAAUGCUCUGGUUACAACUCCUGACGAUUUGGACUUCCGACUCCACAUUCGGAAUGAAUUUAUGCGUUGUGGAUUAAAAGACCGGCUGCCGCUGCUGAGAUGCAUAAGGAAUGAAGCGUUGGAUAUCCAGAUGAAAGUAUUCAGUGAACACAAAGAAGAAGAUAUGAUUGAAUUUUAUCACCGCUUAGAUGACAUCAGAUCAGAAUUCGAUGAUGCAAAUGAUGUUUUUAAUUUAGUGUGGAAUACCGUUAAGGAUACAAGUGCAGAAAACUACUUUCUUUCUAUACUGCAACACCUCUUGCUGAUACGAAAAGAUAAUUUUAUACGAAUGCAACAUUUCAGGGAGGGGGGGUCAGAACAUUCCCCUCUCCCACCCCCACCCCCAAAUAAGAAUUUAAUCAAGCAUCUUCCCGACCAAAAACAACUCAAUGGAUUAGCCAAGUUGAAGAACGAAUAUAAGAAUUUGUCUGAGCCGGAGCAGUUUGCGAUUGUGGAUGGCUCAACCGAUGCUUCACCCCUGACAUCUCUUGAAGGCCCCACAGGUGGGGUCCCAUCCCCAGGAGCUCCCGCUGGAACGAUUCCACCUCCACCUCCUCCGCCCCCUCUCCCGCCUGCCUUUGCUAGUGGAUCAAAAACCAAUCUUCCUGGGGGUAUUCCGCCACCCCCACCUCCGCUACAUGGAUUGCCUGGGGGCCAACGCUCCCCUGCCCCUCAAUCGCUGCCUUUCGGAUUGAAACCCAAAAAAGAAUUUAAGCCUGAGGUGACCAUGAAGAGAGUCAACUGGUCCAAGAUUAGACCCCAGGAAAUGACUGAAAACUGUUUCUGGAUAAUGGCCAACGAUGGGAAGUAUGAAAGCACCGAUUUGCUGUGCAAGCUGGAACUUACCUUUUGUUGUCAGAAAAAUGUGAAAAGAGACGAAGGCUUUGAAGAGAGGAAACCUGUUAAAAAACGAAUCAAAGAACUGAAAAUCCUGGAUCCAAAGAUCGCACAAAACCUUUGUAAGUCAAUAGCUGUCAUUGUUUGGAAAGACAAAAAUAAUUGA
Messenger RNA from Thamnophis sirtalis, 1071 nucleotides. Lineage: Eukaryota; Metazoa; Chordata; Lepidosauria; Squamata; Natricidae. The record is from RefSeq and is a predicted model, not a curated record.